This is a messenger RNA of Syngnathus typhle (broad-nosed pipefish), 4404 nucleotides long. RefSeq names its product voltage-dependent calcium channel beta subunit-associated regulatory protein-like. NCBI's taxonomy places the organism in Eukaryota, Metazoa, Chordata, Actinopteri, Syngnathiformes, Syngnathidae. The coding region runs from base 363 to 3158 and encodes 931 amino acids. The transcript is spliced from 11 exons. Gene Ontology annotation, cellular component: secretory granule; plasma membrane. The record is from RefSeq and is a predicted model, not a curated record. Gene Ontology annotation, molecular function: transmembrane transporter binding. Gene Ontology annotation, biological process: negative regulation of calcium ion-dependent exocytosis; negative regulation of voltage-gated calcium channel activity.
AGCAGCAUCGUCAGGGCUGAUCACGUGGUACGUCGGAAGCAGGGACGGGCGGGGAGAGUGGGUGUGUCCUAUGGCGUGCGCUUUCCAUUCAUAACUCCGGCUCUUCUCCGAGCUCCCCCUGAUUCAAGGAUGCAGACGGGGGGCAGGCUGGACCGGAACCUUCGGUCCCCACGGAUCAGCCCCGAGCUCACAGAGAACGACCCCCACCACCACCACCACCAGGCGGGCUGGCAGCAGCGGGGCAUGUGGGACGCGGGAGAGUGGAUGAGGAUGAUGAGGCUCUCCGUGUAGUCACAGCCCGGCGGAGGGAAGCGGCUUCAACACCUUCUGUUUAGAACGCUUCGCCCACUCUGACCUGGACCAUGAGCAAUGAUUCGCCUGCUCUGACAAGUCUGACGGAGAACUCUACUGAUGUGCCUCUGUUGGCGGACCAGGUGGAAAACUAUGUGCUGCUCUUGGUACUGCUGAGUGUUUUCGCCGGGGGGACGCUGGUACUGCUCUCCCUGCUGCUGCUCUUCUGCCACCGCUGCUGCAUGGGUGGGCGACGUUACUCUCGAGCAAGUGAUGACCCUGAGAAGACAAACACGACUUACGUUGACGAUUUUCAGCCCACCCAAGAAAUCACCGUUCGACUGGAUGAAACGGACGCUCUGUCGGCUUCCAGCUGCCACGACGGGGAGUCCGAGAGGUUCGUUUCCACCAUGCUGACGGCUCGCAGGGUCUCCUUCAAUGAAUCUGCGUUGUACGAACAGGAGAGAAUGACAGAGGAUAAAGGACGCAGAUACACUCUGACUGAGGGGGAUUUCCAUCACCUGAAAAAAGCUCGGCUGACUCACCUCCAUCUGGCGCCGGCCCCGUGCGACCUCAAGAUCCUCACCAUCAUGGAGUGCGACUCAAAUGAGAGCAGUUCUGUUAACAUUAGCGAAGCUCCGACUCCCAAACUCCCCCUCACUAUCUACCAGCCGACUGAGAGAAGAGUGUCUGACUGGUUGGGUCAAAGCCUUAGUGGAGGUCUACCAGGUGACACACAUCACUCCAUCAUCCUGGAUCGGAUUCCCAGACGGGGCUCGUUGACCAUGGAGGCUCUUGCGGGCAGAGUAGUUGACCACAUGACCACCAGUACUUCUGGGCAGACUUCAGUUUUACAGUUCUUGUCAAAGCUGCGACGCCACACCAGUCUGGAGGGAGCUGGACCUUAUUUCAAGAGGUGGAAGUUUGAUGGGAGUCACCGGGCCGCCAGUCUCGAUGCUAAAGGGUCCCCGAAGAGAAGACCCUUCCAGCGGCAGAGAGCUGCGAGUGAAACCACUGACCACACUGAGGAAGAUUCUUCUCUUCGAAAUGGUGCAACGGGGUCUUUCCCACAAACUCCAAGUCAGACCAGUGGCCUCCAGUCUCUGUCUGCUGAAUCUCUGACUCAACCUUCCGAGGAUCAAACCACCUCCGUCUUCUUCCACAGGCAAAACCUGGAGACUGUGGUGGGGGAGUUUGCUGGUAACAGCAGGAGUGAAGUACCAUCUUGGGAAACAGAUGAUUGCUCUAACCAGAGACAAAAGAACACCUUAGACAAUCAGUCAGGAAUAGAGGAAGGAUUAAAACCAGAUGCGGUCGCAAGGACUGAGAGCGGCAGGGUUGAUACGGAACCUCUAGAGGAGGAUGACUUGUUUGAAGCCAAAGUUGUUCAGUUAGAAGAUUCACCCACGGAAACUGGAGACGGCGUAACGUUGGAUCUGAGGCAAAAUUGUGAGAUGGAAGUCGAUGAAGAAGUGAUGUUAGGAGUUGACAGCAGACCAAGGGCAGAUUCAGGUUCUUCUCUUUCAUUUGGGCUUCGGCAGGAGAUCUUGGAGGCUCAACCUUCUCUUUACAGAGACAUCUGGAGCUUGCGAGCCUCCCUGGAGCAAUACGCCUCCUCGGACCAGAGCAGCACCGACAGGGAGUCCAUCCGUAGCGAUGCCGAAAGCGUCUCGUCACUCGGCUGCGCCGGAGCCCGGACUGGGCAGCUGAGUAGCUGCUUGUCCCAAGACCUGGAUGAUGAACCUGACGCAGAAGGAGAGGAGGGUGACGUCAGAGGGGCGGCGGGCGGGGCCAGCGAGAUGGGAAGUGGCGUCGACGGAGAGGUGGGUACCCGCAAGCUCCUCCAGAUGGAUAGCGGCUAUACCUCCAUUGAAACGCCAUCCAAGGGGCCGGAGGAGUUGCGCAUUUUCGGGACUCCCGCAGCCCCUCGUGGGAAGACAGCCACGGAGAGGAGGUUGUUCUUCACAAGCUCAGGGAGGAAAGGUUCUGUGUGCGAGAGCACUGACACCAGGUUGUUCCAGGAGGAGCUGGAAGACGAUUUAACCGAAAGCACAGAGGAGGAACACAAAAGUAGUCUCUCGCUCCACGAACCGUAUCCCCUCGUCAAACCCCUUCAUCCUCACAAACAAGAAGCUCUGCCACACAUAUCAUCUCAGCUCUUGAAGCCGACCUCUCAGCCCUGCGUCCCUCACCGACCUCGUCUACAUCGCCGCGACUACAGCAUCGAUGAGAAGACGGACGCGCUUUUUAACGAGUUCCUCCGACACGACCCGAGGUUCGACCAGCCAGAUUCGCCGUUUCGAACCAGGCACCGCUCCAGAGUACACCUACGGAAGCAGUGGCAAAGACACAAGCAAUACAGCGACCCCGGAUCGGGGGCCGGGGGUCGCUACUCGCCAUCUCUGGAGAGGCAGAGGUUCACCCCGCUCCCGAGAGGUGACAGCGCCAGUUACCCUCUGGACACCAGGUACCACAGCACAUUGUCGCGCAUCGCCAGCGCGGCAGACGAAGAAGCCAGUGAGAUUGCGGCCUGCGAGGAGGCAACCAAAGAGAGCGCGCAGGACGCAUCAAGAGACGGAAGCACCUCGGAGAUGAGAACCGACGAGACCGCGAGCGGCCAGGACGACGUUCCUUCUUCCGACACAAAAAGCACAAGCCCUCAGCAGCUCCCCGCACGCUGUAUGGACCCUCGAGUUGACAACAGGAACAACAACAGCAGCCCGUCCAGCAGCCUGACAGACAAACUGGCAGUGGCGGUGGAGGAGAGGCUCUACGGCGGCCUACGGAGGGCCGAGCUCGCCCAGGGAGGAACCCGGAGCGUGGUCACGGCCUCACACACCGCCUCGCCUGACCACAGCCCCAAGUAACUCUUGUAUCCUAGAUUUUCAUAUAUGAAAAUGUUUGGUCAAUUAUUCUGACAUGUGGCGCAUCACAAAUACAGUGAACCCUCCCAAAGCUAUUUAAAAAAAAUAAAAAAACUUAAAUCAUACUGAAAGACAAACUUGCUUUUAAAGUACAGUUCCUUAAUUUUAUAGCAAAGCUUACUUGUUUGUCACUCUCAGCUGAAAUCCAACACUCCACCAAAGCCUAAAAAUUGACAUAACUUAAUCCACUAGCUUAAGGCUAACAAACCAUGUGAAAUGUCAUAGACAGGCUAUUGGAAAUUAGCAUAAAGUAAUUGUAAACUUUCAAACACAGCUCGUGUAACACACCCGAGCAGUAACACUCAAAAAGAGCAUCCAACAAUACUCACAGGGAAAAAAGAAAAACUGCGAUACAGCGAGGGAACAUUACAUUCUAACCUCACCGAUGGCCGCAUUUCCUCUCAGACCUGAAUCUCCACUGUGAUGCCAUGUGCUUUGACGCCUCUUUCCUGCUCGACAUAUUGCACAGAAUAACAGAAUUUAGCACAUCCAUCUUUAGAAAUAUUUUGAUACAACUUGUGAGUUUACCGCAUGCUACUACUACUAAUAUUACUGUAUGUCAGAAACGGCGUGUCAUUGAAAGACUGUAUAGUUUUAAACAAGAAAUAAUUUGUUGCUAAGAGAUAUCCGUGUCACGAUUUCUGUCAUGAAAAAAAAACAAAAAAACGAUAUCCUCCGCAAGUGUCCUUCUUGUAUUAGUUUGUGUGAAGGGAGUAUUUGACAACAAGGGACUUUUAGACACCACCAAUGGUGAAGAGUGUUUUUUUUGCACAAUGUUGGAUGGAUUUUUGUCUUUUCAAAAAAAUAUUUUUAGAAAUAUUGGUAGGAAAUUCUAUGCGGAGCAAGACCAAAACAAUUCUGUCCCAUUGUGCUUUGGAUAUUUUCAUUACCAUUACGGGUCAAAACAUUAGGUACACCAGAAAAUAUUUUUGGGCUAUUUUUUUCCUGCUUUAUAGAUUUUUGGGGAAUUUUUUUUACCCCUUCCCCCCCCACUUUUUUCAGAUUUCUCUUAUCAGAUUUUUUUUUAAUGGGAGUUUUGAAGGUAAUUCCCCUGACUAUAUAGUUUCAGAUGCAUCAAUUAAAACCAAAAUCUUAUCAUGGAACAAAGUAUUCAUUUAAGUCUUCCUCAGUUUAAAAAUAGUACAAUUGUACCUCCAAUGUGCAACAUUAUUCAUUUUGUGACCCCCCC